Molecule: messenger RNA, 1031 nt
Organism: Carassius carassius (crucian carp)
Lineage: Eukaryota; Metazoa; Chordata; Actinopteri; Cypriniformes; Cyprinidae
Product: alpha-ketoglutarate-dependent dioxygenase alkB homolog 3-like
Exons: 10
Coding region: 141-983 (280 amino acids)
Biological process (GO): DNA alkylation repair; DNA repair
Cellular component (GO): nucleus
Molecular function (GO): dioxygenase activity
Source: RefSeq, a predicted model, not a curated record
AUUUUCUCCGGUCAUUGUAGUAAGACGGACACGUUUCGCCGAACACCAGAACUGAUUUUGUUUCUAUUACACUAAUGUUCAACGCUUUGAUAAAUUAGAUAAAUCGCCUUGAAACUAAUGUGUAUAAGUUUCAGCCUUUGAUGAGUGAUAAAAGGCAGCGAGCGAGAGUCCAGGGCUCCUGGGCCAAACCUCUUCACAAACCACAACAGCCAACAGCUCAAGAUGUCCAGUCAGUGUCAGGUUCAUGGAGAUAUGGGCCACGAUCAUUUGAGUUCCAUCAGCCAGCUGAUCCCAUCAGAGAGAUUCCGGCAGAGAAAGUGAUUGAAAAUGCCGGUGACUAUGAGAUUAGUCAAGGGCCUACUGGAGUGUCCCGACUGAGACUCAUACCGGGGUUUCUACAGCAGGAGGAGGCUGACUGGAUGUUUAGCAAGCUGCUCGCUGAACUGCCAUGGUCACAAAAGACCAAUUUUAGGAUGAUGGGUGAUGAAUAUGAGGAACCCAGACUCACUUGUUGGUAUGGAGAGCUGCCAUAUACAUAUUCACGCUCCACUAUGCAGGCCAAUGCUCAGUGGCAUCCAGUUCUCACCACUUUACGCCUGGCUGUCGAGGAAAAGAGCGGCCACACGUUUAACUCAUUGCUGUGUAACCUGUACCGGGACGGUAAAGACAGCAUUGGCUGGCACAGUGACAGCGAGCCAUCACUAGGACCCCAGCCCUUCAUCGCCUCUCUGAGUCUGGGCGACACUAGAGUGUUCAGUCUCCGAAAGCAGCCACUUCCUCAAGACAAAGGAGACUACACCUAUGUGGAGCGCAUACGCAUCCCGUUGAGCCACGGGACACUCCUGCUCAUGGAAGGCUGUACGCAGAUGGACUGGCAGCACCAGGUGGCAAAGGAGUACCAUGACCGCGGGCCUCGGAUAAACCUCACGUUCCGCACCAUAUACCCAGAGCCAGAGCGUCCCAGUGGGAGAUUUGUGAGGUGAUCACUGGGAGAAGAGACCACAGGUUUGCCGAAAUCUGUCUCAUUCACA